AUGGUCCGAACCCGAAAGCGACAGGAAUUGGCGCGGGUGUCGUUGGUGAACGAAGAUGAAGAGGUCGUUGUGGACAUGUUCGUCAAGCCGCGUUCGAAAGUGAUCGAUUACCAGACCAAGUACUCCGGCAUCACCCCGCAGCUCCUCGAAAACUGCACCAACGAUCUCAACUCGGCGACGAAGACCAUCAGGAAUUUUGUCAAGGCAAAGGAUAUUCUCGUUGGCCACGAUAUCAAGAAUGAUUUGAAGGAACACAGGGGCGCAUAA
Oikopleura dioica is the source of this 267-nucleotide messenger RNA. The record is from the annotation of a GenBank genome assembly. Lineage: Eukaryota; Metazoa; Chordata; Appendicularia; Copelata; Oikopleuridae.